AUGCUCCUCAGGGCAUUCUGCAUAUUGUCGCUCGUUGUGGGUAAGUUUGGUGGUACGACACAAACUUCAAAUUUUAAAGAGUUGCAACUAUUGAGCUGUUUAUUUUGAAAGAUAUUGUUAUCAUCCGAAUAUUAAGCUUCACUUUUUGUGAAAAGAUACUAACAAUAAGUUUAGAAUCUCACAGAAAGCAAGGGUACGGUAGAUAAAUUACAGUAACUAAAUUUUUUGUUUUUAAACCUGCAUAUGCAAAACUGUUUAUAUUGUAGGCCUGACAUUAGCAGACACCCAUUAUGACAUUCGAGUACAUCUGAAGACCAUAUGUAAACAGGACCUCUACCUGGCUAGCCAUGAACAGACAUACGACGACGUUUACAAACGACUAACUCUAAAGGUAUGCCACUUACAACAACAACCUUUGACCAUUAUAUAAAUAGAUAACAUAUCUAGCCCACUAAUUGUUUACUGUAUAUUGAUUUUACUCGUUUUAAUAGUAGAAUACUCACAAAAUACCGUACUUGUAAUUGAGAACCUGUCGAUAAUACCCAAAUUUUAGUUUCAAGAAGUCCUCGGAACUCCAGAUGUCAGUCUGAACCUAUACGACUUUGCGUAAGUUGCCACUGUAACAAAUAAGAUAUACGAGUUUAGCAUCGCUGGUACUGAACUCAACCUUCCGACCGUCAUGUUCCACGCCGAACUCACGCUGAAGAACGACGUGAAACGUGAUGUCAUAAUAGAAAAAGUUUUGGCGUCUGGAGAGCUUGUGCUACCGUACAUUGCACCCAUCAGUAAGUUUUUUAACCAUAUAUUGUGAUACCUUUUACUUUCAGAAUGUUUUAUUUAGCCACUACUGAAUACACUGUUAUAACAUGUUACCCUUAAAACCAUAAUUUCAGAAACUCCAUCUGCCCCAUCACUGUUCAAUACCCGUUUGUCCUCGUACUUCGAGCUAGAAGUAACUGACUGUGUGAACGGUGGUGUUCUCCUUCCUAACGCUACAUGUGUAUGUCCAUCCUACUUCACUGGUACCAACUGUUCUCGGAUCGUAUGUGAACAUCAAGGUGUUCCCAUCAGAGGAGAAUGCUACUGUCCUCCAGGAUACGUCGGAAAACAUUGUGAAACACGUAAGUUACUUUGACAUCUAAAGGCUACAUACACAGCGUCUUACAAAAAAUAACUCUUCGUAUCUUGCCCGUAUAUAUACCACCGUUAUACAUUUAUUACAGUACCAAUUCUGCCUGUCUCCAAGAGCUCCUUCGACUUUAGCAAUAAGAGCUUCGUGCUUGUGCUACACAAUAGUCUCACGAUGGCACAAAAGAUGAACGACAUCGCCACCUACCUAUACGAACUGAAAGAUAAGACAGAGGUACUCAGCCAGUACUUUGACUUUGUACUCGUCACUUUCGCCAAAGAUGGCUACAGUUUGAUUCACACAGUGCACCAAGCUCAGAACAUCGACCGGUUUAUCGACUACUUUGUCGGAACAAGUGUCGUCAAUGCUGACGCCAGACAGCCAGUUCUAACUCAAACAGUCCAUGCUUUGUUACAGUAAGCAAAUUUCAUAUUAUCUACUCGUUACGGUAUUUAUACUUACAUUAAUUACAAUGUAUCUUUUUGUAGCUUCAAUAUUCUUUCUCAGACUAACGUUUAUAUUGUUGUUUUAGCGAAGGCUUCGUCCUCCCGAAGUCAAAUGUAUUCGUUGUGAGUGACGCUUUGGCUAGCGAUUCCUUUUCGACUUCGAACAGAGAAGAUAACACCAAUCCAGAAAACCUUCUACUGAAAUCAACCUUACAUUGGCAACAUUCCGUAAGUACUCCAAAACCUUUUGCUUAAUAAUAAAAGAAUCUAUGUCAACAUAAGGCAAGAACGUCGAUAAUGUCAAACCUUGACCAAAAAAGUACUGUAUUUCAGAUCCACGUAAUUCUAGCCGACAAAAGCAAGAACGAACCUCACCCGUCCAACCCUGGCGCCUCUCUCGAUGCUCUGAAGCGGGCUUCCCAUCGUUCUAACGGUGAAUUCGUUCGGUUACCUUAUGCCAAGAAUACAGUAUCCACUGCGCUCAAAAUCAUUGUAGAAGCUCAACAUAAAGCGAAUACAGUAGCCCUAGCCAGAGAAAAGACUGACGCUUCAGGUCAACUUCAACUUUCCAUCAAGGAAAACGGAUACGUUUACCUAAUUGUAUAUGGAGGUAAAUUUGAUACUAUAAUAUCACAAAAUUACGUUUUUCAUUGUUACUUUACUAUGAUUCAAGCUAAAACAAAUAACUUUGCGUUUCAGAUGUAACAGUGAUCGCUGGAGCUGUCCAACUCUCGCCGGAAUUCAGCACAAACCAAUUCUCUGUGAGUAUAAUGCACUCAUAUUGGUAUACAUCCCCAUAUAAAUUCCAAAAUUUGUAAUUCUUGCAUACCUAUAACAAUGAUUUUCAGCUCUACAAAGUAGAAUCAAACCGCUCAAGCAUCAAAUUCACAUCCAACAACAACUCCACCUGGGGCUACAGAGCUGUAGCCAAGAGUGACAGUGCCGUAUCCACAGCCUUCACUUCAGAAGAACUCACAGAAGCUACAGCCAACUACGCCACUCAAGGUCUCCCCAACAUGGCCGUAGUCAGACCUCUGAACUUAGACGUAGACACCAUUACCACCAAGAUGUUAUCUACUGACUCCAACGUCAUCGCUGAGACACAGUACAACAAAAGAGUCAUCGACAGCAACUUCCCUUACGUGGCCAAGAAGACUGUAGAAUGCACUCCAGGACCUCUCCUACUUCAAGUCGAGAUCAAGACCAAGAGUGGCGACAACUUUGUCUCUUUGAUACCUAGCUUCUGUUUCGAACCAGUCCACCAUCAAACCAACGACAUCCCCGACUGCCACAAUGGAAGAUACGACCAGUCAACCCAGACCUGCAUCUGCAAACCAUUCUACAGUGGAAAAUAUUGUGAAGACGUCAAGUGUGCCAACUACGGUGAAGUGAAUCCAUUCCCAGGAAACGGACAAAACCUCUGUAGCUGUGAACCUGGAUUCGAAGGUCAAUUCUGUGAACGCAGUAAGUUACAAGGUUUCGUUGCCUAAUUGCUUCUUUUAUUGUUCUUGUAAGUUUAUUAAUUACAGUGACGUGUGCUGAACAAUCGCCGUUCCCCGAAUCCCACAACAGAACCUUGAUCGUGAUCCUUCAACGCACCUUCAGUCAGGCCAUCUACAACGCUCCGAUCAGAGAUGGUAUCAACAAUGUCUUGAAGAAGGCCAACAACUUUGACGAAUUCGUACUCACAACAUACGCUAACACACUGAAAGACAAACAACAGAUCGUCAAAACACAAUACUACAACAACAGCGCUGAAUUCAUCAACGAUUUGGACGCCAAAAACAUCCAAUACCUGAUGUCAAAGCCAGGAGAUCAAGGAAGUUUGGACGCUAUCAAGCAAACUCUGUCAGUAGACAUCAACAAUGUCAACAAAAACCUCGUCCUAGUCUUCACUGACUCUCCAGCCAAGAAAGACGACCAACUGAUCAAACAACUCAAGGCUACAGCCUUGAACAGAGUCAGCGAGAUCCACGUCAUCUCGACUUCUGAAUACGCUGACGGAGAAUCUUGUCUCGAACAAAACGACCAAGACUCUUACAGAGACCUGACCUUGUCUACUGGAGGCUUCUUCAUCCACAAUUGUGGAGACAAACCCUCAGAAGUCAAAGAUUUUGUAGAAAGCUUUGUAGCCACUUCUCAGCGACUUCAAAUAUCCAACAGGAAGAUCGCCGACGACUGUUCCAAAGAACAACUUAAGUUCUCAGUGUCAGAUCAGACCAACCACAGAGUAAUAUUUGUAGAAUCGUACGAAGCCGACAACGUGGACAUUAAUUUAAGCGCCGCAGAUGCCUCAACGGGUCACGUUGUCCAGAAAGUGACAAAACUAGGAAGAGUCACGGUAUUCAAGGCUUCCAAGCUAAGCCAAACCACUUACAAUGUCAUAAUCUCAAGCUCGAAAUCAGGAAAAUGUCACGUUCAAGUUGGUCAGGAAAGCGACUUCGAAGUACUGUUCGGCUACAGUGUUAACCCCAGCUUCGACAACACCAAUGCUACAGCACAAUUCGGUGAGCAAACUAAAGUUAGAUACCUACAUUAAUAUUACUGAUGAAUUAAGAUCGCAGGUCUUACAACUCAGCACAGUUCUUUAAACUAAAAAUAUAGGUAUAACAUAAUAAAUUUAGGAGCCCCACUUCACCCAGUCGUCUACGUCUCAAGUCAGCUUCAAUCUACCGUUGACGUCGAAUUCUCGGUUCCAGAAGUCAACGGCUACACAGAAGUCGGAUCUCUCCGUGAAGAAGGCUGUACCUACGACUACUACUUCGACCAUCCAUUCAGUUGUUCGGAAUCCGACAAAAGCUUCGAAGCCAUUGUCAAGGUUUCGACUUCUGACAAUGUUACCAUCGAGAGAAGUGUGUUGGCUUACUGUAACGCGCCAGAUACGAAAUGUCUUCAUGGAGGCAAAGAAGAGAGUAAGUUACAUCAAAUGAAGUUCGGAAUGCCCAGUGUUAUGCAAAAUCGAAAAAAUGUGGUAGAAAAAAUACCGAAAUUGAUCUUUGAGCCAAGUCUUCCCUUUAUUAUACUUUUGAGUCAACUUUGCUUCUCAAGAUAAUGGCAAGGAAGCUUUCAUGAAAAUGUAGGUAGUUAUUUCCUACGAAACCAGCACGUUAAAAAUUUUUAAUUUAAAUUAUUGUUUUAGAUGGAAAGUGUUCAUGUUCGCCACAAUAUUCUGGAGAAUUCUGCGAGAAUCCAAUCUGCCAGAACGGAGGAAUCUCGGCCGAAACGGUGUGUAACUGCUUGGAAGGCUUCAAAGGAGAAUUCUGUGAAUUGAGUAAGUUUAGACUUCAAAUUUAAAUAAACAUAAGUAAUAUUAGCAUAAUAGCGACAAAAAGUUUAAAAAAACUCAAAAAGCCUUAAAAAUGCUAUUUUAGCUCAAUGUACCAAGUGGAACUUCCUCGACAGUCACGAUGUUCAAGAUUUUGAGCACAAAACCGUUAGUUUCGUUGUUUACGAAAACCAGCCUGACUACAACAAGAUUCUGAGUGAGGAAAUCGACCAAUUUGUGGAGGGAUUGGGGCAAACGAGAACCUUCAAGCACUUCAACUUGGUUACCUUUAACAAGAAUUCAGCCACCAAUGUGGUCAACACGAUCAGUUCUCGGAGAUUCGUAGAUGUAUUCAAGAAGGAGCUUCAGAACUCAACAUCAGACGACACCGCCAAGGUUACACAGGCAUUGCUGGGUGUAAAACUGGCCGCUCAAGCUUCUCUGUACAAGCCAUCGAUCGUGUACUUGAUCACGAGCAAGAACACAGCCAUUCAGAGUGCCAUCGAGACAUUGGACGCUCUGUCUGAAGGCGGAGUCCAAGUCAACGUGAUCCUGAUCGACGAUAAUGGAAGCGUCGACAAGUUCGGCAAUCUACAGUACUUUACUCAUAUCAGCUACGCUACAAGUGGCAGAUUCAUCAAGUUGGACAAGAGCAACGUGAGAGGACUUCUGAAGGACUACCUCCACAAAAUUGUCUACGAAAACGCUCUGAUUGAAGACAAACAGACUAAGGACUGUACCACACAAUUCAGCGUCGACUUCCCGGUCGAAAGCAGAAACAGCUGGUACAGUGUGGUUGUUAGUGGUACUGGAGCCAGGGACAAUGUUGAGUUGUGGAACGGACAAACUAAAGCUGACAUCAACUCUUACGUCAAGAUCAAGGACCAAAACUCUAUCGUCGCUAUCAUCCCCAAGAGUGAGACUUUCAAUAUUGUCAACGUUUUUCUUCACAUUAACAUUAUUACUUCCAUACAUUAACACACAAAUAAGUAUAUUCAAAUGUAUGAAUUUUAGGCAGCUACUCUCCUGGACCAAAGACCUUGAAGGUGAAGACGACUUCAGGAAAGUGUUCCGUCCAGAUCCGUUCUUCUUCUGAAUUGCACACUGACCUCGGCUUCACAAUCAACCCCCACAACGACUUCCCUAACGAGAGACCCAGCUUCUUGGGUAGUAAGAACCAUAGUACUCUGAUCACUCUCAAGAUCGGAAACGCUCUCUACAAGAACCACCAAGUUACCCCAGAGAAGUUGACCUUGAUCUCUCGUGAUUUGAACACCGUGGUCGAUACUCAGCUAAAUGAAGCCAGCAUCGGCCUCAGAGACCCAAACAGAUGUGCUCAUCAAUUCAUUACACCCCUCAUUGCUGUCCCUCAGGUAUGUCACUGUAUCUUAGCGUAAUAUAUUGAUUUAGGGCAACUACGACUUGACAAAAGCUCCAUUCUUGGUAAAAGUGAAUGGUAAAGACGAGAACGGAAACCAAUUCCAGAGAAUCAAGUCAUAUUUCCCGGAGAAAUUAGGUAUAACUUGAAAUAAACAUUCAUAAUACCUAAAAUCCAAUUAUAUCAAAAAUUAGUGAGCUUCAAUGUAACACUUUUAGACUGUAAGAACGGCCAAUUCCAAGAAGAGCACGGCUACUGUCAAUGUGACGAUAACUAUUACGGAGACGAGUGCCAGAUCCCUAGAUGUCAACACGGUGGCAUCAUCGACCUUACUGUAUGCAACUGCCCUUCUGGCUACUUCGGAAAAUACUGUGAAAAGCAAAUUGACUAG
Bursaphelenchus okinawaensis is the source of this 6609-nucleotide messenger RNA. The record is from the annotation of a GenBank genome assembly. NCBI's taxonomy places the organism in Eukaryota, Metazoa, Nematoda, Chromadorea, Rhabditida, Aphelenchoididae.